GCAAGCCCCCAUGCCUCCCGGCAGAAAGAAGCGUCGGGUUCCGCCCAAAAUUUCCGGCGCCGCCAAGCGGAUCCGCAAAGAUGAUCCGCCAGACGACGGCGCCAAACAAGAUGAUCGUCCCCCCUCAAAGAAGCACACAAAGGGCAAGCAGGUAUCAAGGAACGAGGAUGAGGAGGUAUCCGGGAACGAGGAUGAGGAGGUAUCCGGGAACGAGGAUGGGGAGGUAUCCAGGAACGAGGAUGAGGAAUACAAGGAUGAUGGUGGAAACCAGGAUGAAGACGAUGAUGGUGGACACCGAGAUGAAGAUAAGGUAUCCAAUCUUUUUCGCUGCUGCCGCAUUUCCAGAAUUAGUGAUUUUACCAUCAUGUCUUUGAUAUUUUACCAGCAUUGGCUUGGAGAUUUUACUAGCAUGGCAUAGAGAUUUUACCAGACUUGCUUGCUACAGCAUUGGUCCUUGACAAUUUUCUCAUAAA
This is a messenger RNA of Sorghum bicolor (sorghum), 473 nucleotides long. RefSeq names its product acidic leucine-rich nuclear phosphoprotein 32 family member A-like. The record is from RefSeq and is a predicted model, not a curated record. Lineage: Eukaryota; Viridiplantae; Streptophyta; Magnoliopsida; Poales; Poaceae. The transcript has 2 exons. The coding region runs from base 11 to 418 and encodes 135 amino acids.